CGUAAGACGAUCACAAAACUCCAACAAAAUGAAGGUUUCUCCUUUGUUCGUGUUUGCAGUCAGUGUCCUGUUAUGUUGGCAUUGCAGUAGUGGUCAGCAGAGAGGGUUGUUUCCGGCUGUGCUAAACCUUGCCAGCAUGGCUGAUAUUACUUCCAACGCUACCUGUGGUCAAAAUGGGUCUGAAAUGUACUGCAAGCUGGUGGAACAUGUUCCUGGGCGACCAUUUAGGAACCCACAGUGCAGGAUCUGCGACUUGAACAGUAGAAAUCCGAAGGAACGACAUGAAAUAUCAAAUGCAAUUGAUGGGACCAACAGAUGGUGGCAAAGCCCCAGCAUUCAAAACGGAAUGGAGUAUCAUUAUGUGACUAUCACUUUGGACCUAAAACAGGUGUUCCAGAUUGCAUAUGUUAUAGUAAAAGCAGCUAAUUCUCCACGCCCUGGGAACUGGAUUUUAGAACGCUCCAUAGAUGGAAUCAUUUACAAACCAUGGCAGUACUAUGCUAUAACAGAUACAGAAUGUCUUACUCGCUACAACAUUGUGCCUCGACCAGGUAACCCAACGUAUACAUCGGACGAUGAAAUUAUUUGCACUUCAUUCUACUCGAAAAUUCAACCUCUGGAAAAUGGUGAGAUUCAUACUUCCCUUAUCAAUGGAAGGCCAAGUGCUGAAGAUCCAUCCCCUACUUUAUUGGAGUUCACCUCAGCUCGUUAUAUUCGUCUGAGGCUUGAAAGAAUAAGAACACUUAAUGCUGAUCUAAUGACACUGGCGUACAAUGAUCCAAAAGAUAUUGAUCCGAUUGUUACAAGAAGGUAUUACUACUCGCUGAAAGAUAUUUCUGUCGGUGGGAUGUGCAUCUGCUAUGGACAUGCGAGUGCUUGCCCUCUUGAUUUAGUAACCAAUAAAUUUAGCUGCAAAUGUGAACACAAUACCUGUGGAGAAAGUUGUGAUCGCUGCUGUCCUGGAUUCCAUCAAAAACCAUGGGCAGCUGGAACAUUUUACAGCAGCACGUUAUGUGAACAAUGUAAUUGCCAUGGAAAAGCUAAAGAUUGUUACUACGAUGAGAAUGUAGCAAACAGGAGCCAGAGUUUAAAUAUAAAGGGAGAAUACAUUGGUGGUGGUGUAUGCAUUGAUUGUGUGAACAAGACAACAGGGAUAAACUGUGAGACCUGCAUUGAUGAAUAUUUCAGACCAGAAUGGGUUUCUCCUUAUGAACCAAAUCCAUGCAUACCUUGUUUUUGCAAUCUAAUUGGGUCCUUUCAUAAUAAAUGUAUUAAGGAUAUCAAGCACAUUGAAGGAGGUCUGCUUCCUGGGUCCUGCCACUGCAAGGCUGGUUAUGGUGGAGAUAAAUGUGACAGAUGUGCAUUUGGUUUCACUGGAUAUCCAGACUGCGUCCCAUGUACCUGUAAUAUUGAUGGAAGCCUGAAUGCUGACCCAUGCGUUGAGCCUUGUGUUUGCAAGGCCAAUACCGAAGGAGAAAAUUGUGCCCAAUGUAAAACAGGGUUCUUCAACUUGCGCUCAGAGAAUUACUAUGGUUGUGAAAGGUGUUUCUGUUCAGGAGUAUCUAGUGUCUGCGAAAGCUGUCAAUGGAGAUACGAUAAUGUGACUGACAUGUUUGGUUGGUUCCUCACGGAUUUAGAAGGUAUUUCAAACAUCCUGCCGAGGCAGGAGUUCUUGGUUAGACAGCAGCAGGUGAUCAUAAAUGAAGAUAAAGAUAGACGGGUUUUAUCUUGGCAGUACUACUGGAGCGCGCCAAGUGCAUAUUUGGCCCGUAAGCUGACAGCAUAUGGAGGGAAAUUGAUUUUCACCAUCUCUGCCGACUCCACAGGACAUCUCUCACACAAUCAAAAGUCCCAAGUCAUCCUCGAGGGUAAUGGCAUCCUCAUAAGUAAUGGUGCUGAUGGAAUUAAGCUCGAUCCACUGACAGAGCACACCAAAAUGAUAGUUUUACGACCAGAGAACUUUGUGAUUCAUUCCACAAUGUCACCUGUAAACAGAAAAGACUUCAUGACUGUUCUGGCAAACGUUACCCGUCUUCUCAUAAGGGCCACCUAUAACUACGACCAGACUGCCAUCUAUGGGUUGAGCUCUGUUAUACUCCAGACAGCUAAUCCAAAUUCAUUAGGCCAACAGACAGCUACAAGCGUUGAGAUUUGCCACUGCCCUCCUGAGUACUCUGGCACAUCUUGUGAAUCCUGCGCACAGGGAUACAGAUGGGUAAAUGGCACCCUCUAUGGAGGAAUCUGUGUACCGUGUUCUUGUUAUGGCCAUUCUAGCUAUUGUGAUGACAUUACUGGAGAAUGUUUGAAUUGCCAACAUGAUACCACUGGCAGGUUUUGUGAUAAAUGUCGGCCUGGCUUUUAUGGAGAUCCAACUCGGGGGACACCCAAUGAUUGCCACCCUUGCAGUUGCCCAUUACUAAUUUCUACAAAUAAUUUCAGUCCGACUUGUCACCUGGAUUCUAGGGGAGAGACAAUAUGUGACCAGUGUGCUCCUGGAUAUGCAGGAUCUCGAUGUGACCGGUGUUCUGAAGGCUUCUUUGGACGCCCCAACAAACCAGGUGGAUUAUGCCAACCCUGCCAAUGCAAUUAUAACCUUGAUUUGUCUGUACCUGGCAGCUGUAAUUCAUUGACAGGAGAGUGUCUUCGUUGUAUUGAGGGAGUUUCUGGUCAGUUCUGUGAUCAAUGUGCUGCAGGUUUCUUUGGAGAUGCUGUUGUAGCCCGGAAUUGCCGACCCUGUGACUGUCAUGUCAAUGGAUCCGUUGCUGAGCUCUGUGACAAGCAGACUGGACAGUGCCAGUGUAAACACAAUGUUGUAGGAAGACAGUGUGAUCAUUGUUUGCCCAACUGCUGGUGGGACCAUGAAAAGAAGGUUUGCAUGCCAUGUCUGUGCAGUCCUAUCGGUUCCAUGUCACUCCGGUGUGAUCAAACAGGGACCUGUAUCUGUAAGCCAGGUUUCUUGGGGAAGCACUGUGCUCUCAACAGACAGCUCUAUGAACAACAGUACGAUGAGGGUUCAGAGGUGGCAAAACCAAUUCAAAUCCAACGUCGACGAUGGUGGGAAACUGGCAUUGGUGGCUGUCCACGGGGGGCAUACAAGCCUGCCACAGCCUCUACCAGAGGGAGCGAAACUUAUUACCUGCAUUCUUCAAGGGGCUGUAUUCCCUGUAAUUGCAAUUCAUUUGGAUCUAAAUCAUUUGACUGUGAUGAUAAAGGCCAGUGCAGAUGUCAGCCUGGAGUGGCAGGGCAGAAAUGUGAUCGAUGUGCUCUUGGCUUCUACCACUUUCAAGAAGGAGGAUGUAUUCCAUGUGAAUGUGCCCAUGUUGGCAAUCAUUGUGAUUCAGAAACCGGACAGUGUCGCUGCCCUCCAAAUACUGUGGGAGAAAAAUGCGACAAAUGUGCUGCAAAUUUUUGGGGUCAUAACUUUGUCAGUGGAUGUAAACCCUGUAAUUGUUCAGUUGUGGGAUCUUUAAACCUUCAGUGUGAUGAUGCAACAGGCUGCUGCUUCUGCCGUCCAGAGUUCACAGGAGAGAAAUGUGACCGAUGCAGAGUAGGUUACUGGAACUAUCCACUGUGCCGGCACUGUGACUGUGAUCUGGCAGGGACAGAGAGGCAAACAUGUGAUGAAGCUGGAAUUUGUUCAUGUGCGGAAUACAGUGGACAAUGUAACUGUAAGGUAAACGUGGAGGGCAUCAGUUGUGAUAGGUGCAAGACUGAUGCUUUUACACUCUCUUCAAACAAUCCUCAUGGAUGCAGUAACUGUUACUGCUCAGGUGUGACUACACAAUGUACUGAGGCAAAAGGACUGAUCCGCAAGAGACUGAUGCUGAAUCCUGACCAGACUGUACUGAAAAUAGUAAAUAAAUUCAAUGACCGUGAAACAACCGAUGGUGUCUUUCAUCAGCAUCCAGAGAUAGUAGCUAAUGUAGAUGUAGUAAUUAAACACCUUCUGUAUGAACCUUUUUACUGGAGACUUCCAGAGCAGUUUGAAGGUGAAAAGCUCAAAGCAUAUGGUGGCAAGUUGAGAUACGCCAUUUAUUUUGAAGCUCGCGAGGAAGUGGGUCAAUCCACCUAUGAACCACAGAUCAUUAUGAGAGGUGGUCCCACAGGAGAGUUGACCAUUGUACGGCAUGUAUCUGCUCCUCAAAUCGGUCAGUUGACUAGGCACGAAGUAGAGCUCACUGAGCAUGAUUGGAAAUAUGACAACUCACCAGAUGGCAGACCUGUGUCUCGCAAAGACUUCAUGGAUUUGCUGUAUGACGUUAAUUCCAUUCUCAUCAAGGCAUCCUAUGGGACGUUCAUGAGACAAACCAGAAUCUCUGAGAUAUCUAUGGAAGUGGCUGAAGCCAGUGAUCGCUACGUCCAUGCUGAACAAGCCCAACAGAUUGAGCAAUGCUUUUGUCCAGAAGGUUAUUCUGGCCUGUCAUGCCAGGAUUGUAUGCUUGGUUAUUACAGAGUACCAUCGAGAUCAACAAUCAGAGAGCACAGACCAGUGACAUGGAGCUGUGUCCAAUGUCAGUGCAAUGGCCAUAGUGACAUUUGUGACAGCAAGACUUCAGUUUGUCAGAAUUGUCGUGACAACACUGCUGGUGCGCAUUGUGAGGUGUGUGCUCCUGGGUACUAUGGAAUAGUAAGAGGAUCUCCAAAUGACUGUCGUCCUUGUGCUUGUCCUCUUCAAAUCUCUAGUAACAACUUUAGUCCUACCUGUGUUAUAGAAGGACAUAAUGCUUAUCGUUGCGAUGCAUGUAAAGAAGGAUAUGAGGGCCUGCACUGUGAAAGGUGUGCACCUGGUUACUAUGGUAAUCCAAGAAUUGAAGGAAACGCUUGUAUACAAUGUGAGUGUGAUCCUAUUGGUUCAUUACCUGUACCAUGUGACAAAUUCACUGGUCAGUGUAGUUGCAAACCAGGAAUGAGGGGCUGGACCUGCGAUAGCUGCAUGGAGUGGCAUGCUCGCGAGGGCACGAGAUGUAUUUCUUGUGAUGAUGAAUGCACUGGACUUCUGCUGAAUGACCUUGAACAACUUAAUCAGCUAAUUACCAGGCUGAAUCUCUCAGGACCCCUCCCCCCACCUUAUAAAGUGCUUUAUAGAUAUGAAAAUAUAUCUCAGGAAUUGAAGUACCUCAUGUCGCCCCAGAGAGCACCAGAGAGACUUCUACAGCUUGCUGAUAGUAACCUGGACACAUUAAUCACAGAGAUGGAUGAGCUACUGAAUAGAACAACAAAAGUUUCAGCAGAUGGUGAACAAACUGAUAAGGACACAGAAAAGACUGACAAACGAGCAAAGGAGUUAGAAAAAUCCAUUAGAUAUACUAUGUUGGCUACCCAAGAUUUAAAAGAAAAAGCUAAAAAAUUAAAUGAUACCCUUCGAAUCAAGGAUGGGGUCACAGACAGAAAUCUACAGCAUAUUCAUCAAGAUAUUGAAAAGAUGAUAGCAGAGAUGCGUGGCAGAUCAUUUGAUAAACAUGAGGAAAUGGUUGAAGAUGAACUCGAUGCAGCCCGCGUACUAUUAGAGAGAGUGAAAAAGUUGUUCGACAAUCCACAUAAGAACACACAAGGGCUGAAGGAUGAGGUUCAGAAGAAACUCGCUGAUUACAAAAACAAAUUUGAUGAAGCACAAGAGCUACUGAAAGAAGCACAAGAAAAAAUCAAGGAGACCAAUCACUUGUCUGCUGUUAAUCAGAGAAACAUGACUGUAUUGGAGAUGAGGAAACAGGCAGUCGAGGGUGGUAAAAAGGAUACAGAAGAUGUCCUUAACGAAGGUCAUUAUCUUAUAGCUGAAGCGAAGCAGCUUUUGGGAGAAAUUUCUUUGGGAUUAGAUGAACUUGAAGAACAAGAACAUUUAGAGCCAUUAAUUGCAGAACUAAAAGACAAAAUGGAUGAACUGGCAGCUGGCAUUCAUGAUGAGAAACUUCCAGACCUAGUCCUUAGAGCAGAGUAUCAUGCUGCAGUACUUAAUGACUCAUCUGGAAUCCUGGAUGGUAUCCUUGCUGAAGCCAAGAAUCUAUCCUUUAAUGCAACAGCAGCCUUCAGGGCUUAUACUAAUAUUAAAGAUAAAAUUGAUGAAGCUGAAAAAGUUGCAAAAGAAGCCAAGGAAACAGCCAACCAAGCUGUGAGACUGGCAUCUGGUCCAGAUGGAUCUUUGAAGGAAACUGCCAAAAGCUCACUGCAGAGAAGCUUCAGACAGUUAAAUGAAGGAAAACGAUUGGGAACAGAUGUGAAAGAGAAAAGAGAUAACUUGAAUAACUUAGAAAAUAGGCUAAAUGAUGGUACAACCAAAAACAAAAACUUGCUGAAAGCCUUAAACGAUACACUUGCGAAACUUCAUGCCAUUCCCAAAGAUGCAAGUGCCAAGAUACAAGCAGCUAAAGAGAAAGCCAAACAGGCAAAUGACACUGCAAAUGCAGUGCUGGCAGAAAUAAAAGAUUUAAACCAGAAUCUCCUGGGAUUGCAGGACAACUGUAGCAAACUCAAAGAUGAUGUGGCCAAAGCAAAUGCUGCCAUUAAUAUCCCAGCUAAGACAAUUGCUGAUGCUGAUAUGAAAGUUAAAGAAUUGGAAGAUAAAACCGAUAAGUUGAUGGAUAAACUGAAACCAAUCAAGAAUCUUCAGGACACUCUCGGAAGGAAUAUCUCUCACAUUAAAGAUCUUAUAAAUCAAGCCCGUAAACAUGCCAACUCCAUCAAAGUAUCAGUUUCAUCUGGUGGUGACUGCAUCCGUACUUACCGUCCCGAUAUUAAAAAGGGCACCUACAACUCUAUUGUUCUGAAUGUGAAAACAUCGGAGCUGGAGAAUCUACUAUUUUAUCUUGGUAGUGCACGAUAUACUGAUUUCUUAGCAAUUGAGAUGCGUAAAGGCAAAGUCAACUUUCUGUGGGAUGUAGGAUCUGGUGUUGGACGUGUUGAAUACCCAGACUUAGUCAUUAAUGACCAAUACUGGUAUAGAAUUGAAGCCUCAAGGUUUAGGAGAAAUGGUACAAUUUCUGUGCGUGCACUAGACGGACCAAGAGCAAGCAUCGUCCCAACUACUCAUAGUGCAGUCUCACCUGAGGGCUAUACAAUUCUUGACGUGGAUGAAAAUGCCUACCUGUUUGUUGGUGGUCUAACAGGAGAAGUAAAGAAAUCAGAUGUUGUCAAAACAACCACUUUCUCGGGCUGUAUGGGAGAAACUUCACUGGAUCGUAAACCUAUUGGAUUAUGGAAUUACAGAGACAGACAGGGCGAAUGCAAAGGCUGUGUGGUGAGUCCACAACCCACUGACACUGAAGGCACUGUACAGUUUGAUGGAGAAGGUUAUGCAGCUGUUGGUCGACCAACUCGCUGGAAUCCAAAUGUAUCAGCAAUUGCGUUCAAAUUCAGGACUUUUACUGCAGAUGCACUACUCAUGUACCUUGCCACAAAGGAUCUGAAAGACUUCAUGAGUGUUGAACUGACGAAUGGACGAAUAAAGGUUAGCUAUGACCUUGGCUCAGGUGCAGCCAAUAUCACCAGUAAGGGACGUUACAAUGAUGGAAAAUGGAAGUCUUUCACCUUAUCAAGAAUUCUGAAACAAGCAAAUAUUUCCAUACGUGAUGUAUUAAAUAAUAAGGAAGAAAGCUUCAUCGUAAUUUCCCCAGGAACGAACUUUGGUCUUAAUCUUAAAGCUAAUGAGAAGAUAUAUUUUGGUGGUUUGCCUAUAUUGAAAAAUUUAAGGCCUGAAGUCAGUUUAAAGAAAUAUAGUGGUUGCCUCCGAGAUAUAGAAAUUUCACAGUCACCAUAUAAUUUGUUGAGUGGCACAGAUUACCUGGGAUUAACAAAAGGCUGUAGUUUAGAGAAUGUCCACACUGUUAGCUUCCAUAAACCAGGAUUUGUUGAGCUUCAGCCACAUGCAUUGAACGUAGGCACAGAAAUAUCUUUUUCCUUCAGCACUAAAAAUGAGACUGGAAUGAUACUUUAUGGAAGUGGAAAGGCCCCAGCUCAACUCAAGAGGAAACGCCGCCAAACUGGACAGGUCUACUAUGCAGUUUUCCUAAACAGAGGGCGCUUGGAAGUACACGUUGCUAUGGGAACCCGAGAACCUCGUCGUGUGACAAUUAGACCAGAAUCUGGCGUGUUUAAUGAUGGAAAGGAACAUAGUGUUAGACUGCACAGAUCAAGAGGGUAUCUCACUGUGCAAGUGAAUGAAGAAAAGGCUCAAAGGAAAAGUCUACCUAAUGAUCUGCCUCUCGACAUUAAGCGGCUGUUUGUUGGAGGUGUCCCUGCCUCAUUCCAAGUCAGUCAGUUAAGAAGUAUCACACAUUUCGAAGGCUGUAUAUGGAAUUUAGUAGUUAAUUCAAUACCAUUGGACUUUGCUCAACCAGUGUAUUUUGAGCAUGCAGAAAUUGGAAGGUGCCCAACAUUAAAACAUCCAAAACCACUUAUUGAAGAUGUUGAAGAGAUUGAUACAGCUGAAAUCACAAUCAAACCUAUUUCAGAAAUAAAAAGAAUUCCUACUCCUGCUCCUAAUAUGUGUGCUCCGGACAUUCACCCGAUUGCACUGCUGGGAGUGAAGCGGUUUGGCUUAUCCAAAAAUAGUCAUGUUGCCAUUGAGUUUGAUGACACCAAAGUGAAAACUAGGCUUAUAAUUGAGUUUGAAAUCCAAACAGAAGCAGAAUCUGGUCUUGUAUUUUAUAUGGCAAGAAUUAAUCAUGCAGACUUUGCAACCAUUCAGAUAAAAGAUGGAAUGGCUCAUUUCAGCUAUGAUCUUGGAAGUGGAAAUGCAAGCACAGUUGUUCAAAAAAAGAUAAAUGAUGGUGAAUGGCAUAAGGUCAGAAUUGUCCGGGAUAGGAAAAGAGUAACAGUUACAAUUGGUCUCACUGUAGCGACUGCAGUCAGUCCUAAAAAUGCAGAUAUUCUGGAUGUCGUGGGAAUGAUUUAUAUUGGAGGAUUGCCCAAGAACUACACAACAAGAAGAAUUGGCCGUGUACUCUACAGUAUAAAUGCUUGCAUCCGUAACUUUAAGCUGAACAACAAAACCUUAGACCUGGAUAAUCCAACUUCCAGCCUUGAUGUUGGUGUCUGUUUUCUUAAUAGUCAAAGAGGAAAUUAUUUUGAUGGAACAGGAUUUGCUAAAACAGUUGCACGAUAUAGAGUUGGAACAGAUUUACGAAUUGAGUUUGACUUCCGAACUUCGCAAAGAGAUGCUGUCUUGUUGGGAAUCAGCAGUCAGAGAGUGGAUGGACUGGGUAUUGAAUUAGUUGGUGGAAAAAUAUUUGUUCACAUAGACAAUGGAGCUGGCAUAUUUACAGCUGUCUAUGACCCUCUACGCUUCAAUGCCUUGUGUCAAGGACAGUGGCACAAUGUUGUAGUCAAUAAAGUUAAAUACAGUUUGGAACUGAUAGUUGAUGGAGAGAGAGUUGAAAGCAGGAGCCCGAGCGUAACCUCCACUGCAACUGAUACCAAUGAUCCAGUCUUUGUUGGAGGGUAUCCAAGUGACAUGAAACAGUUAGCAUUGACCAUUGAUACUCCUUUCAAGGGUUGCAUUCGUAACCUGAAACUAACGAAGGGAACACAGACUCUAGAAGUUGAUUUCAGCAAAGCAAUUGAGCUCAAGGGAGUUCAACCCCUUACUUGUCCUGCGUAGUGAAAUCUACUGCUUUGUUUUGAACAAAGAUGAAUGUAUGUGGUUUGGAAUAAGCCUACAUAACUUGUACAUGGCAACAUAUUUUUGGUGGUUCAAUUGAAACAAUCUCUUCAUGUUACAUUAAUAUGUUCCUAUCUGUACUAAUAAUUAUCACUAAAACUAUUUCCUCAGUUUUCAUUUACUCAUUAAAAUUAAAAUAAGUACUCUUUCAUCCUACAAA
Hemiscyllium ocellatum (epaulette shark) is the source of this 9812-nucleotide messenger RNA. RefSeq names its product laminin, alpha 2 (gene lama2). The record is from RefSeq and is a predicted model, not a curated record. NCBI's taxonomy places the organism in Eukaryota, Metazoa, Chordata, Chondrichthyes, Orectolobiformes, Hemiscylliidae. The transcript is spliced from 64 exons. Bases 29 to 9592 code for a protein of 3187 amino acids. Gene Ontology annotation, molecular function: signaling receptor binding; extracellular matrix structural constituent. Gene Ontology annotation, cellular component: basement membrane. Gene Ontology annotation, biological process: regulation of cell adhesion; axon guidance; cell adhesion.